Molecule: messenger RNA, 1366 nt
Organism: Rhineura floridana
Lineage: Eukaryota; Metazoa; Chordata; Lepidosauria; Squamata; Rhineuridae
Gene: MCUB
Product: mitochondrial calcium uniporter dominant negative subunit beta
Exons: 8
Coding region: 165-1223 (352 amino acids)
Biological process (GO): calcium import into the mitochondrion; mitochondrial calcium ion homeostasis
Cellular component (GO): uniplex complex; mitochondrial inner membrane
Molecular function (GO): calcium channel inhibitor activity
Source: RefSeq, a predicted model, not a curated record
UUCUUGGCAGCGGCGUUCGGAGAGCUGGCGACGGACUCCUUGGGCGGUGCAGCUGCAAUUACUGCCUCCUUCGCCUUCCGCGCGCGCUCAGGGCGGGACGGCGGUUGCGCGCCGAAACGCCUUUCUGCUCACACUCAGUCCUGCGAAGGAGAAGGCGGUGGAGGAUGUUCCCUGUAGCCAAGCAGUUGCUCCGGGGAUGCAGGAGAUGGCAAGCGUCUCCUUCGCCUCAGCCCCUGAUGCUUCUCGCCCUUCCUCUGGAAGGUGGAGGGAGAGGACAAGGGGGCUGUUAUGCCCAGGCGGACCGGGUGCAGAUGCUUUGUCUGAGACAAACUGGAAAUUUAAGACACCACAGAAGAGCCCUUUAUAGUACACUAGUGCCACCUGAUGAAGUAACUGUACAUUAUAAACAUGGGCUACCUGUGAUAACCCUUACAUUACCCUCGAGAAAAGAACGUUGCCAGUUUACUGUCAAGCCGAUGCUAACGACUGUGGGUGCCUUCUUGCAGGACAUACAGAGAGAGGAUAAUGCAAUUGAAAAGGUAGAAGUCUUCACAGCAGAUGGCAGCAUGAUUUCUUCUUCAACAUUGAUGGAAGUUCUGUUGAUGAAUGAUUUUAAACUUGUAAUCAAUCAUGCACAAUACAAUGUACAUCCUCAACAGAAAGAUAAAGUGUGCACAGAACAUGCUUCAGAGAUGGAUGACAUCAAGUCCAUGGUCCAUAGAUUGUUUAUAGCACUCCAUUUAGAAGACCAUCAGACAAGGAGAGAGAGAGAAUUAAUGCAAAAAAUGGAACUUCUGAAAGAAGAAUUGCUACCCCUAGAGCAGCUAAAAGCUGGAAUUACAACAGAUGUUGAUGCUAAGACUUCUCGUCUUCUAUGGAUUGGCUUAGCCUUAAUGUCGACUCAAGGUGGAGCCCUGGCAUGGCUUACUUGGUGGGUCUAUUCAUGGGAUAUUAUGGAACCUGUCACUUAUUUUAUCACCUAUGGAAGUACUAUGGCAUUCUAUGCUUACUUUGUGCUUACUAAACAGGAUUAUGUUUAUCCAGAUGCUCGGAAUAGACAAUUCCUCCACUACUUUCACCGGAAAUCCAAAACCCAGAACUUCAAUGUGGAUCAGUAUAACAAAUUAAAAGAUGAUCUUGCAGAGGUGGAAGAAUCCUUGAAACGGCUGAGGAACCCCUUACAAUUGCGUCUUCCUAUCCAAGAAAUAAAUGGCAAACAUUAAUUUUUGAUAACCUUGUAAAUGUAUUAGCCUUGUUGAUUUGCCUCAUAAGAUUUGAAAAUGAUUAUUUUGAACCAUAGUCUUGUUGUUUUUGAAGCGGUCAGGUGUGGAAAUCUGCAAUAAAUAAUUAAAACUGUUUCUGAUAA